Pelobates fuscus (common spadefoot toad) is the source of this 533-nucleotide messenger RNA. It is a transcript of the gene NDUFB11, whose product is annotated as NADH:ubiquinone oxidoreductase subunit B11. Lineage: Eukaryota; Metazoa; Chordata; Amphibia; Anura; Pelobatidae. The coding region runs from base 68 to 484 and encodes 138 amino acids. The record is from RefSeq and is a predicted model, not a curated record. The transcript has 3 exons.
UAUUGUGAUUGGCUGGGACGCCGUGCUGGGUUUCCGGUGUCCGCUGUCGCUCUCCGGUCACGGAGUCAUGGCGAUGUCCUUGUGUUUCCGGGCUCUCCGGCUCCCGGGGGCCAACCUCCUGAGGGCCACACUCCCCGCCACCCGCCCGGCCUCAUCCUCAUCCCUCACCCGCCACGUGGGGCCCCCGGACAGCGGAAACCACGAGGAGGUCAACGUGUAUGAGAAGAACCCUGAUUGGCAUGGCUUCCACACAGAUCCCAUUGUGGACAAAUGGAAUAUGCGGUUUGUGUUCUUCUUCGGGGUUUCAGUGUGCUUGGUACUGGGUUCAGUCUUUAUACAUUACCUUCCAGACCUCGGGAUGAGACAGUGGGCUCGCAGAGAAGCAGAACGACAGCUGAAGAGGAAAGAGGCUCUGGGCCUUCCCCCCAUCGACUACAACUACUACGACCCAGACAAACUGGUCCUACCGCCAGAGGAGGAGUGAUCUCCCUGCCCCUGCUUGCUUUCUUGUCCAAUAAAGAGUUUAACAUGAA